CAGCUGUAGUCCCUCCCCGGGCCAGAGUGAGCACAGGGAGCCUGGGCUGCUAAAUGCUCCAGCCUCAAAGGGACGAUGGUGGAGGGCUGGUAAAGAUGGCGGCGCUCUCCGAGGAUGGGAGCUACGGAUUGAAUUGUGGCCAACAGAGCGCAGAUAGAGUCACCGUAUUACACGUCAAAUUGACCGAGACAGCGUUGAAAGCCAUAGAGAGCCACCAAAAUUGUAUGAAUGUACCUUCUUUGCGGCCAACAAUACAAUUCAAGGGACUCCAAGGGCGCAUUAAAAUUCCCAAGACAGAUUCCUCCUCAGACACCUUCAACAAUUUUGAUUUCUACCUGUCUAAUGUGGGCAAAGACAACCCUCAGGGAAGCUUUGAGUGCAUCCAUCAGUAUGUGUCAAGCUCAGGGGCCUCACACCUGGCAUUGUUGGCCACAGUACAGGACAAGGUCACAGUGUGUGCCACUAAUGACUCCUACCAGGUGACCCGGGAACGCAUGACUCAGGCAGCGGAGGACACGCGUGAACGUGGGACCAAAGUCAUCAAGCCUGGGGGCCAGUACAGAGGAAAGAAAGUCCAUAUCCGUAGGCCAGCGCUAACGGGCCAAGACGUGGUCCCAGAGCGCAAGCGCUCCACACCCAUCAACCCAGCCAACACUAUUCGUAAGUGCCUUUCCAAUAACCCUGUGUCCCAGCGGCCGUUCCGGGAUCGCAUCAUCCAUCUGCUGGCGCUCAGGCCCUACAAAAAGCUGGAAUUGCUCGCCCGUUUGCAGCGGGACGGUAUCAACCAGAAGGACCGAACCUCAAUGGGAACCACCCUGCAACAGGUGGCAAACCUGAACCCCAAAGACAACACAUACUCAUUGAAGGACUUUAUUUAUCGUGAUGUCCAGCGAGACUGGCCCGGCCACUCUGAUGAUGAGAAGUCCCAGGUUGAGCGGAUCCUGGCUCGCAAGUUAGGUCUUGCUUCUGAGACCCUCUCAUCAAGCAGUCCUCCCAAAGACGUUGUCCCCACAUCCCCCCAGAAGCGCCAGCCAGACUUUGACUUUAUCGACCCUUUGGCGCCUAAGAAAGCCCGCAUCUCCCACCUCAGCAAUCGAGGGCCAGCCGCAUCUUCAUCCUCCUCUGACCGCCGUGAGGACGAGGGCAGCCCCAGCUCUAAACGCUCGUCACUACCCUCUCACGUCACCUCAGGCCCUCCCACCCAUCUCCCCAUCCCGUCCCACCCUCCUGCCCCCUCUCACCAGCAGCCCAGCCCAGCCUCCAACUCCAACUCCCCCAGCACCCCGGAGGGCUGCGGCACCCAGGACCUGCCCAUGGACCAGAGUUCCUCCUGCAGAGACCCUUCACCCAGCCCCUUCUCCUCUGAUAGGACCCUGCAGGACCGCUAUCGGAACCCCGUCCCCAGACCAGCAGCCUCCCCCAGUCCUCCUCCUGCUCUUCCUCCUCCUCCUCCUCCUCCUCCUCCUCCCCCUUGCACCUCACUCACAGUUACAUCCACUGUCAUCACCAGCCCUCCCUUGUCCAGCAGUACCAACAAGAAGUUUAAAAAGAAAUCCAAGAAGCACAAAGAUAAGGAUCGAGAGAGGGAGAAAGGGAAACGGACGGAAAAAAGUAGCAAAAGUCCUCCCAGCGUAGCAGAGCAGGCUGAAGAGACUCGUAAAGCCAAAAAGAAGCGCAGUGCUGAGGAGAACAGAGUUGGAGAAGUUAUCGACAAGAAUCCUCACAAAGAUCCAGACUCUUCAGAUAAAGAGAAGCCUGUCCAAUCCACUGAAUUCUCCUCCACAAUUGAGAUGCCUGACUAUGUCGUGAAGUACAUGCCCAUGGUGUCCAUUGACCAGCGGCAAAGCUACAAGGAUGAUUUCAAUGCAGAGUAUGAGGAGUAUCGCCUGCUACACGCCCAUGUGGAGAGCAUCACCCGGCGCUUUACGCAGCUGGAUGCCAAGUGCCGGAAGCUGGCACCUGGCACCAAAGAAUACCAGAAGGUGCAAGAAGAAGUCUUGAAAGAGUACAAGAAGAUGAAACAACACAGCCCCAACUACCACGAGGAGAAACAGCGCUGCGAGUACCUGCACAACAAGUUGGCCCACAUUAAGCGGCUAAUAGCUGAUUUUGACCAGCGCAGAGCCCAGCCCUUCUGCUGAGAGCACAGCAACAUCUUCACUAAUCAGUAUUGAGAAAGGAGUGUCGAACCAGGAGGGGGUGUCCAACUGGCUGUUAUUUAUUAACACCCCUUCAGUUACUGCCUCCACAACAGCCCCCCCCCCCCCCCCCCCCCCCCCCCCCCCUCAUCUCUCUUCCCUUUUCCUUUUCCCAUCGAGUUGUUUUCAUUCCUUGCUUCUUUUCCGAUCUUUGAUUCCACUGGCUUCAUUGUUGCCUGCAAUCUUAAAGUUUCACUUUGACUUUACGCUCCAUCCUUUGCUUUCUCUCAUGUUUCUUCUCAAUGAACUCCUGUGGAAUUUCAAACCACUGGUUCAGUGAAAGGGGCCGCCUGCAUGUGUGAAGGGGUUUUGGGGGGAAAACUUCAACUCUUCUAACCUUUUUUUUGAAGGACUUUAUCUUCAGGCAAAAUAAAAGAACAAAAAAAGUAUUUUUGAGCAGCAGAGAAAAUAUUAACUUGUAUUUAAGUAAAAAAAAAAAAACGGAAUGAAAGAAAGAGGGAGAUCUAUUUAUUUUGGGACUCGUAGUGCAAAAAAGAGUCCGCAGAUGAUAUAUUGUUUAACUUUUGCUGAAAACAAUGCAAGAAAAAAUACCGCGGGCCUUAUGUGUUUUGACUUUGUGAAGCCAUUUUGCACGCAAGAUCCAUUGUGUCAUCUCAUUUGGCAAAGAUGUCUUUCCUGCCUCAUUUCCUCUCCUUUCAUAAAAACUGUACUGGAUAACCUUGCUUCAACACAUCGCUGUCAUUGCUGAGUUUGAGGCUGGAAAGGAAAUGAGACGGGCAGGAGAACUCACUUGAGCUGAUGGAGAAGCAACAACAGUAUGUGUGCAUGGAUUGUAAAUUUAGUUGUAUUGGCCACGUGGGUUUGUGGGGUAUCUAAAGGAGUAUGACCCCCUGUCGGUAGGGGGCAGUAUUCCCUGCACCAACAGUGUUUAGCGUUCACGGUGCAUUAUGGGUGCCUUAAGGUGUUUACACUCGGAAACGUCGAGUCGGGCCGACCCUUAGGGUCCACAAAGGAACUAUAACUGCCUGGAAACAGGUUGUGUGUGUGUGUGUGUGUGCGCAUGUCUGAGCAGAGAAGGAGGGAAGGAAGGGAUGUGAAGUCUGGAAGGAGUGUUACAAAUAGUAUGUGUGUGUUCGUGUGUUUGUACGGUUGUGCAUUAUGAGGAGUGACUGGUGUAAGGAGGAGGAAAAAAUAGAAAAGUGGAGAAAAAGUGAUAAACGUGAAAAACAAAAAAAAGCUGCUAUAGUGUUUGACCAGCCAGAGCACUCGGGAUCAGCCUGGCUGGAGUAACAGUACCUGAUCUUAAUUGAAGAGAUAUAGGAGAUCCUUAUUUUCAAUGAUGGUUCAGAGCCUGGAAAAGGACCGCGUCCACCUCUUCAGCUUUAUCCAGCGGCAGACAGCCGGUGUUUUCUGUUUUAGAAAGAAGCAAAAAAGUGUGUCAUCCACCAGAGGAUUUAAAAUGUAUUUGAUUCUCAGUUUGAGUUCUGCAGAGCAGUGAAUAAUUAUUUUUAUUUUUUUUCAACAUUGAUAUGGAUUUAGUUCAAUGGAUGGAUGAAUGGCUUCUAUGAAAAGUCUUUAUUUCAACAAGGGAAAAAUUGUUUACAAGCCUGUGUUAGAAUGUUUGCCAAAAAUUAAAUACUUUUCUGGUACUGCAUCCGUGGAGUAAAAUUCAUUAUGAUUGGGGCUUGAUUUUAGGAGACACUACUACUGGAAUAUGUGUCAUUACAUUUAGGGAUAUGAAGAGGAACUGAAUCAUUGCGCCCCCAGAAGGUGUUUACUAUCUACUUGUGUAAUGGUCGGCUUCUUCUCAGCAUAUCCAGCUUGUCUGUCCUGUAAUGGAAGAAAACAAAGCCCCAUUUUUUCCACACAGAUUUAAGUAAAUGUCGACCACUUCUAUUUCACAUAGCUUGGUUGUGACAUUCUGUCUGUCUCUGCAGCAGACUGGCUGUUUUGUCCGGCCUGUCAAUCUAUUUAAUGUCAUUAUACACCUAGCGUCUUUACCUAUUGUCUCAAGUUAUUUUGGACAGAAAAUCAGCACUUGUCAUCUUGGACGCGUCACUUAAAAACACAGAGAAUGCAUAUAAAAAAAUGUUCAGGCUUUACUUUAACCCCCCCCCCCCCCCCCCCCCCCCCCCCUGUUUUCCCUUGCAAUGGUCAUGUCCCAGAAUUUGGACCAGAUAAGGAAACGCCAGCAAAUGUAUGAUGGGCUUUACCAUCACGUGUCCUCUUCUCAGCCCUCCCAACAUUUCUGUCUUUAUCAAAUACCGAUACUUAAAUUGGGUCUGAUCAACAUGAAUUAUGGGACGAGGUUGGAUCAAGAGUCUUAAUGAGGAAGUGACAAAGUGGAAAGGCCCUGGCAGUGUUUAGAUGUGAGAAACCACUGAAAAUCAAGUGAAAUCUGAUCCUGCCCAGCUGAAAAUGUACAAGACAUUUCAAUAAAAAUCAAUUUAGUUUUACCUGGA
Messenger RNA from Cottoperca gobio, 4621 nucleotides. It is a transcript of the gene ell2, whose product is annotated as elongation factor for RNA polymerase II 2. The record is from RefSeq and is a predicted model, not a curated record. Gene Ontology annotation, biological process: transcription elongation by RNA polymerase II; positive regulation of transcription elongation by RNA polymerase II; snRNA transcription by RNA polymerase II. Gene Ontology annotation, cellular component: transcription elongation factor complex. NCBI's taxonomy places the organism in Eukaryota, Metazoa, Chordata, Actinopteri, Perciformes, Bovichtidae. The transcript is spliced from 12 exons. The coding region runs from base 54 to 2141 and encodes 695 amino acids. Gene Ontology annotation, molecular function: cis-regulatory region sequence-specific DNA binding.